Molecule: messenger RNA, 788 nt
Organism: Lottia gigantea (owl limpet)
Lineage: Eukaryota; Metazoa; Mollusca; Gastropoda; Lottiidae
Exons: 3
Coding region: 99-470 (123 amino acids)
Cellular component (GO): cytoplasm
Molecular function (GO): protein phosphatase inhibitor activity
Source: RefSeq, a predicted model, not a curated record
GUCAAACGAGCCAUUUUCUUUACAACUUCAGUGGUGAAAUUGUUGUUUGCCAAUUCCAUUGAAAAUUUUGGUUAAUUUGGGAAAACUUUUCGUCCAAAAUGAGUAUGGCAUCUGAAACUGGAAAUGAUGUUCCUACUGGAGAUGCAGACGUUUUCAAACAACCCCAGCCAAAAACUGUAGAACAAAAUGAAGAAGCUCGUUUGCGUUCAAAAUAUCCUAAUUUGAAGGGUGGUGGAUCAGCCAUUUUACAGAAGAGAUUGAUUAACAAAGGGAAAUAUUUUGAUUCUGGAGAUUACAACAUGGCUAAAGCUAAGCUAAAUAAUCCAAAGAAACCUUUAAAUCAGUCAGAAAAGUUUUUAAUUGAAGAAUCUGUUGGAGAAGCUAUCCCAACACCAGAAAAUCUACCUGCUAGAAAGGCUUCCUUACCCAGUAAAUUAGUCAACCCAUUGUUAGAGCAGGCCAAGCAGUGACAGGAGGCUCUUAACCUGGAGGAAGUUAGUCAACAAGGCUGUUAUUGACACCAGUUUAAUGUGUUUCAAAUAUAAACUUGUCUGAACUGAACUUUGGAAUAUGUCAGAGUUAUGUGAAACCACAAUAUAAUGUUCUAAUUUGUUAAAACUAAAACAGGUUUUUUUAGUUCCAAUCUGUCGACUGUCAUGUCAUUGAAAUUUCUCUUUGAAAAAAACUUAAUUUGAAUAAUUUUGGUGUUAAAAAUUAACGAGAAGCCAAAAGUUUGUUUAGAGUCAAUGCCUCCUUUUCCUGUAUUGUAAUAGACUUUCUGAGAAUUC